Gadus macrocephalus (Pacific cod) is the source of this 4339-nucleotide messenger RNA. Its product is annotated as E3 ubiquitin-protein ligase TRIM21-like. The record is from RefSeq and is a predicted model, not a curated record. The coding region runs from base 2320 to 3777 and encodes 485 amino acids. Gene Ontology annotation, molecular function: zinc ion binding; protein binding. The transcript is spliced from 6 exons. Lineage: Eukaryota; Metazoa; Chordata; Actinopteri; Gadiformes; Gadidae.
CGUACACCUUUACAAGUUUUAAAACUAAAUAUACAACCUUUCAAAACUUAUUUCUCAAUGUAUGAACACCUGUUUGCAGAAUCCCAUUUACAAGGUUUCAAAACCGGGAAACAAUGAAAUACACUGUUAGAACAGUGCCAGAUUUGAAACUCUGCAAAAGCGCUGGUGAAAUUGUUUGAACUUUGAAAAUGUGUUGGUGAAAAUGAUGAAGAAGAUAAAAUAGAACACAAAAUCAUGUUUAAAGAUGUUUGAAUUUUUCAGGUUAUAAUCUCUUUUUUCAGUGUUGCAAAACCUUUUUUACAAGGUGUUGAGUAUUCAAACCCAGACUUACAAGCCUUUGAAACUUUUUUUUUCAGGUUUGAAUUAUGGCAGGAAACUGGCUCCAUAGUUUUCGAGGAAAUCGCUGUGUUUCAAUCGUCCCGUGUUUCAAUCGACCCGGCUCGCCCUAUCACAUAACAACCUGCAAAUACAAACUUAGCAAAUAUAUCUUAUUUAAAUUGAACUUUCCCAAGUUCUCUCACGUGAGAAAACAUAGUAGGCAAGGCAUGGAGCUUUCAUACUAUUUCACAGCGCCUCAAGUUAAAACAACUGACAAUCAAACAGAACAGACAGUCAAGGCUACCAUUGUUAUUUCAAGCAUUGUACUUUCAUGUGCCUUUUCUCCAACAACAGGGAGCAAACAACCUAACCCCAGCACAACUCAGCUCUAGUCGACCAAUAUACUGAGCCACAUAGGCCUAUUCAAGUAGAACAUGCACUGGAUUAGGUUGCAUGGAGUACAUAGGCUGAUUAUCUGAACAAAACAAAACUCACACAGCUCAGAAUCACAUAGAUUAAUUACACAAAAGAAAUGCAUUUGAUAAUUAUCUGCUUCUACUGGACAAUGCCAACUAAAGGCACAGCUGUGUAUACAAUUAGGCAAUAUGCACUACAUCAAAUAAUAACGUUUUUGUGAGUCCCUCAUUCUUUGUGUCGUUUCACCUCCGUGUGAAAUGGAAAAAUGACUCAAGCAAACUUCACACAAAACGUUACCAGACUCGCCUUGCACUGGUUUCACCCAGGGAUAGAUAGUUUCCCAUUCGCCCUUAACCGGCGUAUGCGUCUUAGUUUGAUUGACAUGAUCAAACAGCGCGCCCCGCCCCCUGACGACAGUCCUCACUGCUAUCUCCGCACACAGCUAUUUGAUAAAUGCCAGAUCAUAAAAGACACAUUUCAAAAAUAAAUAAAUAAUCGAGUCUGACUGUCAAUAACAAUGCGGGACAACGUCUCAAUUUGCGGGACGUGUAAAAAGUAAUGGUAAUGCGUGACUGUCCCGCACAAAGCGAGACAUCAGUGGUCACCCUAUUCACAACUGAUUAAUAAAUUGAGAACGGACUAAUCAGCCAGCGAUAUCUUCAAUUGCUCUGGCUGGACGCACGCCUUCCUCGGGGACUGCUGGUGGCUUAUGGUGUCUGGGGAGAGGGAUUCUCUUGGAUAUGCAGAUGUUGUAAAGAACGGUGCACGCAGCUAUUUCUGUGCAGUGAAACCCUCCGGAUAACCCGACAGGCGGCCGAUCUGUGAACACUGAUCAUUUCGCGGGCUGUGCUUUGAAAUGCCCCGUUUGCAUAGAAGCGAAGCGCAAUGAGCAGUUACAAGGAUGGUGGUAGUGCUGCAUCGGAUUGGAUGCAGUUGCUAUAGAAACAGCCUGGAAUUUCAACUCUACGCCUGCCCCUGAACAGGCGUAGGAUUUACGCCUGGUCAGAGUGAAAAGAACGCUCAGCCCAUUUGGUGCAACCGGCCUAACGGUUAGGUCGGACUUAGAACGCCAAGUUACGACCAGGCGUAGUUAAGACCAGGCUAACGCCAAGUUGGUGCAACCCAGCCCAGUAAGUUUAAUAAAACAGUAGGCCUAUAACGUCUGUACGUUCGUGUUGGUCGUAACCAUGGGGAUAACACGCCCCCCUCUGUCUUGGAACUCAAACCAACAAAGCGCAUUUUGAAUUUAUUUCAAUGUUCGAAUUGCAGCUGAAACAAUGGGUUCACUGUCACUUUAUCUUUGUGCUAGUUAUAGGUAACCGUUGAAUAAGCUCUAUUUUAGGUUAUACAUAGUAGGUAGGAUGGGUCAUUGAUGUCGUGCGUAAUAUAUUGUGUUGAUGUCAUGAAUGGCCUGUAGGCGUUUUAAGAACCGGUUUUUAAAAAAUAGUUUUUUUUAAAACAUAUUUUUUUAAUUCAUUUUAAAAAAAAUAAUUCUGCCGCAUCCCCGGUGUCAGCGUCACCGUCCUGCAGGAUUGCCUCCGGCAGGAGGGACUCCUGCCGGAGGGACUCCUGCAGGAGUACCUCAUGCAGAAGGGACUCUUGCAGGACCUGCACCAGGCCCAGCCGGAGGCCAGGGGCCAAAUGGCCGAGGGUUCCGCCGGGAGGCCCCGAGAGGUGGUCUGCGACGUCUGUAUUGGGCCCGGGGCCCGCAGGGCCGUGAAGUCGUGCCUGGUAUGUCUGGUGUCGUACUGCCGGGCCCAUCUCGAGGGCCACGACAGUAGGAACCGCCUGAGGGGCCACAGGAUGGUGCCGCCUGUGGAGAACCUGGACGACAGGGCCUGCCCGAAGCACGGGCGGCCCCUGGAGCUCUACUGCCGCGACAGCGACCGCUGCAUCUGCGUGCUCUGUGUGGAGGAGGGGCUGGAGGUUGUUUCCGUGGAAACGGAGUGGGAGGAGAAAAGGGGCCAGCUGAACUACCUCGAGGGAGAGUUUCAGGGGAGGAUUGCGAGACGGGAAAACAAGCUGAAGGAAAUCCGUUCCUCGAUCAAGGAUUCCCAGGAUCACUUACAUAGCGAGAGUACGGAUAUCGACGGCAUUCUGUCAUCUCUCAUUUCCUACGUGGAGAUCGCCAAAAGACACGCUCUCCUGCCCAUGGACGAGAAGAAUCAGGCGAUGGAGAGGCAGGCCAAGGAAAUGAUGGAGCAGCUCAACAACGAGAUAGGGGAACUGAAGAGGAACAUCUCGGACCUGAGGCGCAUUUCUGACAUAGAGGAUCAUAUUGACUUCCUACAGAAUUUUCCAUCCACCAAGGUCCUAGAAGAGGAGAACAACCUAACAGAGAUAGCACUCGAUGCAUCCACCUCAUUCGGCACAUUCCGAAGUAUCAUAAAAAACCUGAUGGAUGAAAUUCUCGACAAACUGGAGUUAGUGACUCCAAUCGAACUGCAGAGGAUCGUGAAGUUUGCAGUGGACGUGAAGCUAGACCCCAGCACCGCUCACCCACGCUUAAUCAUAUCCGCUGACGGCAAGGCGGUACAAGAUGGCGGCGGGCUUCAAGUAGUACCCAUGGGUGCUCAAAGGUUCGACUUGUACUCAUCCGUCCUCGGCCGGAACCGACUGACAUCCAGCAAGGCCUACUGGCAGGUUGAGGUCGGCGACAAGUUGGGUUGGGAUCUAGGCGUAACGACGUCGACCUCUCAACGGAAAGGCGAGCUUGUGUUCAAGCCCGACGCCAACUACUGGGUGAUAACACAUUACGAUGGUGAGGGCUGGGUGGCAAUGACGGCCCCGCCCAAAAAGCUGGCCCUCAAAGCCAAGCCCAAGAUGGUAGGCGUCUUCCUGGAUUACGAGGAGGGCCUUGUGUCCUUCUACGACCUGACGUCCUCCUCGCACAUAUUCUCGUUCACGGCGUGCGUAUUCAGUGGCGAGCUCCGCCCCUAUUUCAGUCCCCAUAAUGAGUUGGAGGAAAGCCGGCCUCUGGUCAUCACUGCGGCCAGCUCUGGAAUGAUUACUAUGCUAGUGUAUACCAAAUAUCCUGUGUAAACAUAGAAAAUACACAUGGGGGGGUUUCAAACUGUGUCUCCACCCAUUGGUAGCAGUUGGGGAUUAUUAUGGUGGCGGGACGUUAAUUUUCAAUGCAAAUAUUCAUAUUCAAUGCAAAAUAUAUAAAGAUGAGUUUCAUUAUUAUGUUUGAAGACCGAAACCUGGAACAGUUUGACGAUGAAAAAUCCUGGAACAGUGUAACGAUGAAAAAUAUCCAUAGAGAAAUAACCACCACCUUUGUAAUGGUGAUGGGAAUGCGGUGCUUAUUAUAUUUUUGGGGUUCCGGGUCAUAAGCAGUGGUGGGUAAAGGCAUUUAAUCAUAUUGGAAAUGUUAUUCUACAUCAACCCUUGUGGGCAAGCAAGGUCUAGGUUCUUAAUAGUUUCAUAAUGACUUAAUGUCUUAUUGUUGGGAUAGGGAUUGUAAAACUUUGUUCAAUAUACAUUCCUGAUGCACUUAUUCACCUAAUGCAGUUUUCUAUGUCUAACGUGCAUCAAAUGUGACUAUACUUCAUUCUGUAAGUUUAUAGUAAAUCUGGUUUUUGGGAAUUUCCUUAAUAAAAUA